Psylliodes chrysocephalus is the source of this 2361-nucleotide messenger RNA. The record is from the annotation of a GenBank genome assembly. Lineage: Eukaryota; Metazoa; Arthropoda; Insecta; Coleoptera; Chrysomelidae.
UAUACUCUACCUUUCAACCUAAGAUAUAUUUAUUAAAUUUAUGUUUUUGUUAUCAAGAAAUUUUCAUGGUUAAAUCAUGAAUCGGUCACAAAAGAUUUUAAAUUUAGUAACAACCUCUGAUAAGUAUUUACUAGACCUUCCAAAAUAUGAGUCAACUAAAGGAAGAACAAAACAGGAAAAGUUAAAAUCGUAAAACAUUAUAAAUAAUCAAGAGAACAAAGAAGCAAACGUAAAUAGAGAAAUACCUAUUGUUCAAGGUAUUACAGAACAAAAAGAUGAGAAAUUCAACAAACAGGCAAAAAUCGAAAAAUUGGAGAAGAAUUCGCUGUAAAAAGAAAGACAAAGUGUUGAUUCAUAUAUAGAGUCGGAAAAUAGUGACUCAGGAGAACCUUUUUGUUCUUCAGGUAGUCAAUAUAUUCCUGAUUCAAAUGACAACGAAUCUGAUGAAGAAACUGAAGAAGCCCAUAUUGAAAAUAGUCCACCAAAUUGUCCUUUGUCAACAAAUGAGACAGAGUCUGUUAAAAAAGGUAUUUUUUUUCUUUUUCGUUUAAAGUUAAAUGUUAGUCAUUUAUAUUUUUUAGCAAAUAAUUUGCAACCAAAAAAUAAUGUAGAUAGAGUUGUGGUAUCUUUUGGCAGCUUUGUGCGUACAUCAUCUGACAAAAUAGAACAAUAUACGAAUUGUAGACCAUGGACUAAAAAAUCUGCAUGUCCUAAUUGUUUUCAAGAGAUCACGCACUUCCCCCAGCACUUAAGACGAAAUCACGGCGAAGAAGGUGCAGUUAAGGAGAUAUUAGCUAUGUCCUGUUAGAAGAUCUAAAGCUAUUUACAACGCUACUGAAACAGAAAAUCUUGAAAAUUUUGAGGAAAAAUAUGUUGUAUGCUAUGUACAUCUAGGCCAAGUUCUGAUUUGUCAAAUCGGGAAAAACACUUGUCAAAUGCUCAAUUAUUUUCUGUGUGCUCUGGUAUAAAUGACGAUUUUUAUUCAACUUCACGUUUAAAAAAUAGAAGUGUUUCCCAUUAUGCGGAAUGAUGCAAUUUCAAAACUCGUAAUGAACGACGUACUUGUUUGCUGUUAUGCAGAUAAUUUGUUGCGAAAACAUAAACGCACACAAAUUAGAAACGUAAUUUCAAAUAAGAUGCGAGAAUUGGGACGCCUAUUACUUUUUUUGAAAAAUAUGACUGGACUUCAAAAACUCUUUGAUUUUUAAAAGCCUCAGUUUUCUGAUAAUUUUGUAGCAGCUACAAAAGUAAUUAGUGGGUAUGAUCCUGAAACUCGUUCUUUCAAAGCUAGUAGUGGAUAUAGCUAUGAAAAUGGUAAUAAAAAAAUCCCAUAUUUCCUUUUCUAAAACAGGAAAAAACAUUAAAAGAAAUUAAACAAAAAAAUGAAUUGAAAGCAGUUUGAAUUGUGAAAUUUCCAGUUUGGCUUAAAAAAUUUGAACAGGAAACAUUAUGAAAAGUCGAAAUUAUUACCCCUUACCAAAAAUGUUAUGCAAUUUCAAAAGUUUUUAUAUUCAGCAGCCAAGGAUGCAUGCAAAGUAUUACAAGAAAACUGCGAGAUUAAAUUAUUUUACAGGAGAUUAUGCAAAUGUAUUUUAGCAUUAACAUUGUUGUUAAAUAGAAAACGAUGAGGAGAAAUUCAGUAUUUAAAAAUAAAAACCUAUAAUAGCACAGUUUCUCAAAAUAACAAGAAGAAUUUUUUACUUCGCUUUCAAUCAAAAACAUUCAAGGGAGUUAUAACAGAAGGAAAAGGUAGUACACCCAUCGCAAUUUUGUUUCCCAUAUCCAUUCAAAAUUUUACAGAAAUAUUAUUUAGUGUCAGAAGCCUAGGCGUACCAGAAACAAAUGAAUAUUUAUUUGCGAUUCAUAAUACUACAAAUAGAUGGUUAAGUGGAUAUCACACUCAAAAUUAGCUGAAGAAUCUGGUGUUACAGAUAAAAGCCUCUUUAUUUAACACCAUUAAGAAAGCAGAUUGUCACUAUUUUACAGGUUUUAAAUUUGACCGAAGAUGAAAUAGAGCAAUUUGCAAGUUUUAUGGGUCACACACGAAAAACACAUGAAGCAUUUUACAGACUUCCACAAGACAUAUACCAAACCGCAAAGGUUUCUAAAUUGCUACUAGCAAUUAAUAAAGGGAAAGUCUCUUUAUAUAAGGGAAAAAACUUGAAUGAAAUUGGUCUGUCAGACAUAGAUGACUCAGACGAGGAAAAAGAAACCCUGAACGAUAAUGAAAAUAUUACGGAAAUACUAGAAUCACAAGUGGUUCAAAAUGUUAUUUGUAAUAAAAGUAAGAAUGAUCUUAAAGAAGAAGAAUUGAAAAAAAAAUUACAAGAAUUAAAUGGACAGAAGAACAGAAAAAAAUGA